Neogale vison (American mink) is the source of this 7511-nucleotide messenger RNA. It is a transcript of the gene C13H14orf132, whose product is annotated as chromosome 13 C14orf132 homolog. Bases 1 to 525 code for a protein of 174 amino acids. The transcript is spliced from 4 exons. NCBI's taxonomy places the organism in Eukaryota, Metazoa, Chordata, Mammalia, Carnivora, Mustelidae. The record is from RefSeq and is a predicted model, not a curated record.
AUGCCUCCCACCCUCCACCACCCCAGCAAGUCCCGGCCCGCCACGCGGGCAAUUGCCCAAGUGCAGAGCGCCUUCUGGGAGAGGAUAUGGGACGCGCGGGAGGUUCCGCCGGGCCCCGCCCUCGGGGUGGGGCUGGGGGCGGUCACGAUCCGAGGUGUCUGCUCGCUGCUCCGCCCGUUCCCGGCCAGCUGUGCAGGCGGCUGGACCCGCAGCAGAAGCAGCAGCAGCAGCAGCAGCAGCGAGGACUCAAGCGCGGGCGGCAGCGGCGACACCAUGGAUCUGUCCUUUAUGGCCGCGCAGCUGCCCAUGAUGGGAGGCGCCUUCAUGGACUCGCCCAACGAAGACUUCAGCACGGAGUACUCCCUCUUUAACUCCUCCACCAACGUCCACGCGGCCUCCAGUGGCCAGGGCCAGCCGGAGGAGUCUCCGCGGUCCUCCAACGACGCGGUCCUGCUCUGGAUUGCCAUCAUAGCGACCCUGGGGAACAUUGUGGUGGUUGGGGUGGUGUACGCCUUCACCUUCUGAGGUUCGGGGCGCCCACCAGCUCCGAGCCGGCUCAGCCCGUGCUGGGCUCACAGCAGGGCCAGGCUUUGCUGGGGACACUGGUGCUGUUGGCCUUUGGCUGGUCCCACCUUCUGGAACCAGGAGUUCUGACCACGCGCAUGGCCUCUCCGGGGGCAGCGACCGUGCAUCAGAAGUUCCCCCCAGCAGCUCCGAUUUCCAGUGUUCCGGCCUGUGAUCAAGCUGAUCCAGAAAACAUGGGCGUGUGGCCUCUGGCCCCUGGAGAUGCGAUGGGGCAAAGCCUUAGCAAGGAGCCAAGUGGGGACUUUUUGAACCUAUAUUCCAAGAACGUAAGACCAGAGGAAAUAGCCGGUUAGGUGUGAAAUACAGACAUGGUGGGACGAUCGCUUGCUGGCAGUAAAUACUCACGUAUGUGUCUGGUUUUUAUGCCAAGUUGCUGCACCUGGUGUGUGGGGUGCCCAGCAGGAGCGGCCGCCGGAACUGGAGUGUUUCCAGCCCAGCCGUGGUCUCCCACUCCGCCCUUUGGAACACGGGUGAUGUGACCUGGGCCAUAGAAUGUUCUUUGUUUGACUUGGACAGGGCACCUUUGUCACCAGACACUUGGCCCCUUUUGAGACCCAGAUGGAUCAGGAAAUCCAAGGACAGGGGGAUGACUGGUGAUGGUAGGAUUUCCAGGGGUGGGGGCUCUCGGCCGAACAGACCUGCUCUUCUUUUUCAGAAGAGAAGGACCUUCAGACUAUAGUUGGGCAGAGCGGCCGAGUUCAGACCAGCCGCCCGCAGAUGCUCUUUCCUCUCUGAGAACUUAGGGAUUUUAGAGAUGGUGGCCUCACGCCCACCUGAUCUUCUGACAGCGGGAGGGAGAGGCACGAUUUGCCCGAUUUGCCCGUGAUCACAGGGCACGUGACUGGCACUGUCAGAGCAGGGAGACGGGCCCCCGGGAAGUACUCUCGUAAGCAAAUCCCUGCUUCUCAGCUGCCCUCGGGGAGAAUGCCCAGAGAGUCUGGAAGCUGUCUGGGAUCAGGAGGGCGCACAGGGUGCUCAGACACCUGCAUUUUACACUGGGUCUGGCUCCCACGUUCUCUUGCAGACCUGGAUAUGCUCUGUCCGAGUCAGCCUCCUUAACCUUCCUCCAAGUCAGUGGCUUGGUGGAGGUGGGGGUGGGAUGUUGGGGGAUUGGGGGUGGUCUCUGGCCAGCAAGGGAGACUCCCGUGCAGACCAGCCCAGGAUGGCUUGCCCUGGGGGAGGGGGCAGCAUGGGAAAGGACUCGCUCUACUUCUGUCCUUAGGAAAGGCUUCCGCCCGGUAGCCCCCUUCCCCAGAUAGCUGCCGAGCAGAGUGGGGGAAGCUUACACACAGCCUCCCUCGCCGGCGGGCCAGGAGCAAUGCUGUCCUUGCUUUCUCCCCGUGCUGUGCAAAAGAGAAUAAAUGGUCCAAACUUCCCCUCUGUGGUGGGGAAACUUAAAAGACUGGGUGGGAAGCCCUGGUGCUGUCUCGGUACAAUUGCAAAAAGGUGUCCUGUGUCCCUGUGGUCUCGGGAGACGUGGCUGUUCCUGAUGACAGGCAAAGGGACAUCUUAAUUGUCCCGAGGCAGCCACUCCUCUGUGGGCUUGGUGCUGAGCUGCUGCGAAACAGGAUUAGCAGCCCAAUCCCCAGACCGCGCCCACAGACACCCGCCACCUCCUAGUAGCCAUGUCUGUCCCUGCAGCCGUGCACGCAUCCACCCACGAAGGCUUCAGCUCCAGUGGAGGCCGUGAGUGCAGAGCUGGCGUGACCUUUGCGGAGAGGGAGAAGGGAUGGGGGACCUUCGGCCUGGGCUCCUUCCGGAAUCACUGACGGGCUGUGCUCUCCGCAGGACAAGGUCAGGGUGGCAGGGACAGGGGCUGGCUGGGCUGGGUGGUCAGCCAUUGCGUGCCGGUCAUCCCAGAUGCUUCUCGAGCAAACCCUUCCCUGUCUCAAGCUCCCCACGUGUGCCCCAUGAGCGAGGGCUUUCUGAGACAAGUGUCCUCAUGAGAAUGCAAGGAGAAGGUCCAGAGCUGGGUUGGGAAGGGACCAAGGUGAUGCUUGGCAUCUUUGUGGGGGGGUCAGUGCAGCCCAGAUGUUCUGAGUCCUUACCUUCUGACCCUACAUCCCCAAAGGAGCCCUGUAGAGAGGGGGGUGACUGCUCUCUGCUCUGCAAAUGAUGGCCUGUGGUGAUGGCCAUCAGGGCUCUGGGGCUUCCGUGCGCUGUGACCGGGGAGGGGUGGAGCCUGUGGUCCCAGCUCAGAGCAGCCAGGACAGCCCUAGCGGGCCAGGGGUUCUCUGGAAAAUUCUGGGCGCAGGGGGUCUCCCCCAUGAAGGCUUUCUUUUCCCCUGGCAUAAAGGCCAGUUAAAUUCAACUCUCAAGGAUUCUCCCUCUUGGGUCAGGGCCGCAGACACACAGCCUGGAGCUUAGGGCCCAGCUUGUCCAAACUCGGCAUUGGACAAAUCUAGUGACCCGCUCAGGGUCACUCCCUCCCAGUCUCCUACAGUGUUUUGAUCUGUUUUUUUCCCCCCAUCUCCUGGAUGACAGGGAGGGUAGACAUCCCCUGAAGGGUAAAGGACGGGCUUCCAGCCAGAGGGGGCGCUGUGCUGUCCCUCCGGCCUUCCUCAGCUGAGCUCUGUGAUGGACGUUAGGUGACCGGCAGGAGGCGCUGUCUGAGCCUUGCGUCCAGGCACCGUGCUAGACCCCCACAUGCACGUUUAAUCCGUACGAUUACCUUACAGCAUCGUUGCUCCAAUACAUGGAGAACCAGAAGCUCAGAGGAGCAGAGUAACUUGCCCAGGGCCACACAGUGUGAAUGUGACAAGCUGGGACUUGAGUCUGGACCCUCCGCCUCUAGAGGCAGCCUCUUUCUGCCACACCGUGCCACCUUCAGUGGCUGGGGUGGCACCUCCAGGCCUCAUUUAAGCCAGGCUCUGGUUCUACAGAGGCCGUUCCCCAAGGUCCCAUGUCAUGGUGUGACCCGGGGCUUCACACCAUGAGGUGUGAAGAACAUUCCGGAAGCCUCUGGCUUCCUCCACAGGCAGAAUCUAACCGUCCUCAGAAUGCGGCACGCUCGUCCCCCUGCCGGUUGCCCCGUCUCUGUCCAAGCUUCAAGGAUGGGGGUCCCUGUCACCUGCCCCUCUCUUUAAAGCUGAGCACAAGUGGUUUUUUUGUGGCCAAAGACGUAACCAGAAAGCAGAUUUCUUGGGACAUGUGCAGAAGACCCUCGGCUCCGACCUGGAGCCCAACAGAGGGGCCCACACGAGGAGUGAGGCUCGCGCAGCCGGAUUGCCGAGGACAGUCGGGACGGUCCGUGCGGUGGGGGAGGCUCCAGCCCGGGCUCAGGUGUCCUGUUGAGCCCGGACUCUCCCAAGCAGGCAGGACCGUGUUCCUCUCGCAGACCCCAGCCUGAGGCUCCCAUCCGGCUUCUCCUGGGUGAGGUUGGCCCAGAGCCCGCCCGGACGUAAUGGGCCAGUGCUGAGGAAGAAGCUGCUUCCAUAGCUGCUCUUCAGAGAAGGGUCCUGCGUUUGCUGCAAAGUUCUCCAUGCCUGGCCCUCCACAUGCCUCCCCGUCUUCCCUCCUCAAGCCGUAGGCGUCCCAUACCGUUCGUCUGCAUGUGGGACACUCCACCGAACAGAACGACACCUGAUUUAGGAGGCUGGACCCAUGUCCCCCGAGCUCUGGAGGAGAGGCUGGAGGACACGGUAGCCUGCUGUGCUCCGAGCGGAUUCCAGCUCUUGCGUGGGCCUGGGCGACAUCAUUGCUCUGCUGUCCCUCCCUCCUCCUGAGAUCUGGGUCAAGGGGGCAGAUGAAAUUCCCCUAACCCCCCCCCCAUACCCUUCAGAGAGAGACGGUUUAUCUCCUUUCGGGAGAUCCCUGGGAUCCGAGGGAGAAAGGGAGAGCAGGCCAGUACCCCUGUCUGGAGAGGCGAUAGGCCGUUGUCCAGCUUGUUCUAAAUGGAAGGCCUGGAUGCCAGCCAGACCACUAAGAUAUGUCAGAAUCCCUCCCUGGAGACUGCGGACACUCGGCUGCCGUCUGCUCUGCCGCCCGAUUCCUUCCAGACAGAUGCUCCUGUCCUCCUUCAAAGAGCAUGACCUCUGUUCAUCAUUAGCAGUGAAAUCAUCGAUAAUGAUUAUCCUAUUUGUCGUGCAUCUUCCUUGUGUUGUGCUCUGUUCCUGUUCCGUUCACUUGUCAACUCACCCCUCGGAGGCAGGAGAGGGGUACGGAGAAGUACGUGUAAUUAUGAUCCCAUUUUUCUGAUGAGAAAACUGAGAACUCACAUCUACAGAGCUGGGAUUCCGAUCCACCUGCUCUCCAGGCUCUCCAGGCUCUCCAGGCUGGACGGCUGCCCUGUGUCUCCCUGCUCUGCACCGUGAGCCCUCUGGAAUGGGCCCUCCCGGGAACGGGGACUCCGAGGCUGGGGUUUUUUGGGUCUCAGAUCACGGUAGGUCCUGGAAGGGGAGCAGGAGUGGUGCCCACGUGUUUAGCAGUCUGAGAGCCUCACAGCAGUAGGAGGUGUUAGGAGCUUCCAAUCAGGACCUGUAAUAUUAGGGAGGGCAAAUGGGGCCACACGGGAAAGGAGGGGAGACCUGGCGAGUCUCCGGCUGCCUGGUCCAGGACAUCAUCUCCAGCCUGCUGCGCAUUCACCGGGGGGCAGGGAGGGCCCUGGAUUACCAGCGCCAGCCCCGGGAGAGGCACCGUGCUCUCCGCCAGCUGUCACCCGGCCCCCUCUGCCAUGCCCUGGUACCUGCCCUUUGAGCAUCCCUAGAGCGGGCCCCAGGUGGGCUGCGAUGUCCUAAUGGGACGACCAAGGGGCUGUGCUCAGAGGGCCAAAGGGAGCAGUCAGAGCCGGAAUGUUCUGUAGUGGCCUGGCCUACCUCUCCCACCCCGUCCAUCGUUCAGUGACAGGGACAAGGGACAGGCCAGCUGAGCUGAGUGCUGAGAGCCCAGAGGAUCGGAGCUCAUAGUCCCCAAGUGGAAAAAGGAGGCUCUCCGGGGAACCCCGGCCAUCAGCGUCGAGCGGCAGUCAGAUGUCUCCAGAAAGGCACGUCUAAGAUUAGACAUUGGACAUUUUCUUUCCCCUUUCGGGGGUGGGGGGGGGUUUGCUGGGGACAAAACAGAGCAAACCACAGGGACCGAAGAGGGGAAGAAGUUCCCCUAGAGUGAAAAGAGGGCAGCUGCCAGGAGCGUAAUCGAAAGUUUGGGAAAUUGGCUGCAGCAAUUUUGGAACGUAAGUCUGUGCUGUUCUUCCGAGUCACUGGGAAAGUCAUAUAUAUAUAUUUUUUUUAAUCAAAAGAGAAUAAAAUCAGAGGAAGCCUUUGGAGAGGGGGACACGGUGCACAGUACCCGGGACGUACGCCGCGCCCAUCCUUUGGCCACGGUCCAGGCUUGCACCUGCCGGCGUCUGUCCAGAUGCAUUAAUGAGGCUCCGGCCUUCACCUCUGGGUCCUUUCACCAGGUGACCUCCUGCCUUCCCAGAAGGAGGGUUGAGGCCCUUCCUGCCUUGGGAACAAAUCCUGACAGAUACACGAGGUAUAUUUGCAGGGGACUUGUGCGCACAACAGUUGGGGAAAUCCAGAGCCUUAUUCUUCAUGGAGCACCUCCAUGUGGGUAAGCAGCCACCCGUGACCCCAGUGUGUGUCCCACAGGGGGCUUCAGGAACGAGAGAAUCAAGCAACCCAGGCGAUUCCGCCCACGGCCCUGUAAACUGGUAGGAAGGGAGUUCCCAGACUUUCAUGCUUGAGGGGACAGAGUGUCUGAGGGGUUUGGGGGAGUUUGCCAGCUCAGGCUGGUCAGCAGGAGAGCAGAGUCCUGAGCCCAGAGCAUCUGUGUAGCAACGUUUCUGAACAAUUAGGCCAGUGGUUCUCAACCUGGGAAAAUUCUGUCCGGGGGACCUUCAGCGAUGGGCGGAGACAAUUUUGAUUUUCACAACUUGUUGGGGGUUGAUAUUCUACUGGCGUCUGGUGGAUAGAAGCCACGAUGCUGCCAAGCUCCCCCAGCAACAAAGAAUUCAUGAUGCGGCCCCAGGCACCAACAGCACCGAGGUGAGGAAACCCGGCGCCAGGCAAUGCUGUCUCUGAAUCCAAAAAUAUAGGAGUUCUCCAGAGUUCUGCUUUUCCCCGUUUGCAAGUCCUGGAAUAAACCAGAGCUCUUCUGGGCAACAGCAGUGAUCAUGGCUGUGGCCCCGAGCCCCGGUAAUCCCAUCGGAGGGCAGUAGACCGCCUGCCGAGUCCUUUGGGCACCCAAGGACCCUCCAUCCCCACCAUCUUGGGCUUUCAAGGGGAGACACGGCCUGGGUGGAGGAAGCCCUACGAAGGGAAUGGGAAGGCGGGGCUGAACUUGACCUUGUCCAGAUAACUUGAUCUCUGGGACCUGGUGGGACCUGACCUCCACCAGACAUCUGAGCAGCACUGUUGGGAUGGGGGAGUGGGCUGGGGUGGGGGGCGGAGGGGAGCUUAGAGGGGAUGAGGAUGGGAGGGUCCGCCUCACUCUCUUUGGGCAAACCUGCAUCUGAACCUUGUUUGUGACUCUUUUCCACUAUCCUACCCUGUUCCCUGCCCCCCUUCCCUCCACCCGCUUGAAGGCAUAUUCACGCUUUCUACUAUUUAAAGUUUUACGGGAACCUUAUUCUGGUAACAAACUGCUUUCAAUAGACCAGUUCUUCGUGCAGAGAGAAUCAGAGAUGUUUCUGAGUCUGGCGAACGUUUUCGUAAUCAACUUGUAAGUAGUUUACUUAAUAAUAAUAAUAAAAAGUAUUUAUCUAUUCUUGUAAUUCUUUGCUACUCAAGCCCCCUGGUUUCACGAUGAGAUCACCAACUUUUACUACAGUGAAAAGGCGAUUUCUUAAUGUAGGCCUGCAGUGUGCUCUUCGAGAAGUAUCUGACCUUGAUGGACGUAAAAUUGUGGCUGUGCAAUCGUGUCCCUCUGUUAGCACUGUUUGAUUUUGUCCUUUUCUAUGAUGAUCAUUAAAUACAAAACUUUAACGCCUA